AGAACAAAGACCAUUUGCGACCAUUAACUCAGACCAUCAAUUCAAUGGCGUCUAUGGCAUACCAACCAAACCCUCCAGCGGUUCCUGAGUGGCUCAACAAAGGCGACAACGCAUGGCAGCUAACCGCAUCCACACUGGUGGGGUUACAAAGCAUGCCAGGGCUCGUGAUCCUCUACGCCUCCAUCGUCAAAAAGAAAUGGGCAGUCAACUCCGCCUUCAUGGCCCUCUACGCCUUCGCCGCUGUCCUCAUCUGCUGGGUCCUCCUCUGCUAUCGUAUGGCUUUCGGUGACCAGCUGUUCCCGUUCUGGGGUAAGGGUGCGCCUGCGUUGGGCCAGAAGUAUCUCAUCCGUCAGGCCAAGAUACCCGAGAGCACCCAGCAUGGUAGAAGCAAUGAACCCUUUUAUCCUAUGGCCACCAUGGUCUACUUUCAGUUCAACUUUGCGGCCAUCACGAUGAUUCUGCUGGCUGGGUCUGUUCUGGGGAGGAUGAAUAUUAGAGCCUGGAUGGCUUUUGUUCCGCUGUGGUUGGUUUUUUCGUACACGGUGGGCGCGUUUAGUCUGUGGGGUGGUGGCUUUUUGUUUCAGUGGGGGGUUAUUGACUAUUCUGGUGGCUAUGUUAUUCAUCUUUCAUCAGGGAUCGCUGGUUUUACUGCAGCCUACUGGGUUGGGCCAAGGUUGAAAAGUGACAGGGAAAGGUUCCCUCCAAACAACAUCCUGUUGAUGCUAGCGGGAGCGGGAUUGCUAUGGAUGGGAUGGUCCGGUUUCAACGGUGGAGCUCCAUAUGCUGCCAAUAUCGCAGCAUCCGUUGCAGUACUAAACACAAACAUAUGCGCUGCGACGAGCCUUUUGGUCUGGACCACUCUUGAUGUGGUUUUCUUUGGAAAGCCAUCCGUCAUCGGUGCUAUUCAAGGUAUGAUGACAGGCCUCGUGUGCGUCACACCGGGAGCAGGAGUGGUGCAAUCAUGGGCUGCCAUUGUCAUGGGUAUACUUUCGGGUAGUAUUCCUUGGUUUACCAUGAUGAUCCUUCACAAGAAAUCUGUAUUGCUUCAAAAGGUGGAUGAUACAUUGGGUGUGUUUCACACGCAUGCCGUAGCUGGUUUAAUGGGUGGGUUGUUGACGGGUUUACUAGCCGAGCCCACGCUAUGCAACAUAGUUUUGCCGGUUACUGGUUCAAGGGGUGCAUUUUAUGGUAAAGAUGGAGGGAAACAGUUCCUAAAACAAAUAGUAGCUGCUUUAUUUGUAAUUGGGUGGAACCUUGUAUCAACUACCAUUAUUCUUCUAGUUAUUAAGAUAUUUAUUCCACUGAGGAUGCCUGAUAAUGAGUUGAUGAUUGGUGAUGAUGCUGUUCAUGGAGAGGAGGCGUAUGCAUUGUGGGGUGAUGGUGAAAAAUAUGAUCCAACUAGACAUGGGACAAUUUUCGGAGCAGCCGAGAUAACACCAAACGAUUACGGAAAUGGGCCAGCCAGAGGUGUUACUAUUAACUUGUAGGUUCAUCAUGUAUUUGUUGUAUUGGCAUUGUUGUGUGUAUUUGUUGAUUGCUUGAAAAUGAGAUGUUUUUACGUAUUAAAACUCGGAAUGAUCACUACACAUUAAUUGAUUAAGGAGGUUAACUUUUUUUUU
Molecule: messenger RNA, 1619 nt
Organism: Helianthus annuus (common sunflower)
Lineage: Eukaryota; Viridiplantae; Streptophyta; Magnoliopsida; Asterales; Asteraceae
Product: ammonium transporter 2
Exons: 3
Coding region: 45-1487 (480 amino acids)
Biological process (GO): ammonium transmembrane transport
Cellular component (GO): plasma membrane
Molecular function (GO): ammonium channel activity
Source: RefSeq, a predicted model, not a curated record